UGUCCACGUGUACGUAGCUGUUUAACAUGUCAACUGAAAUCGCCUGAUCCAAACUUCGCAUAUCCCAAACUUUGUAGCUCAAGCAGAUGAACAAAACCCAAAUAGACUUCGAACGUAAUUUCGAAACAGGUAAGAUAAAACUGACCACCCGAGGGGGACAGUAAAAAAGUACCUUCUGCCUUUAAUUUUACCUCCCUACCAAAAAGUCCAAAGUGCGCCCUCCCGAGUCGAUGAUGUCAUCUUUACAAGGUGAGCGGUCCGCAGCCAUUUUGUUAGCUAGCCUGAGGUUACAGGGGUUAGCCGCAUGCAGCAGUAGAUGUUUUCCGUUUAAAUUAGGGAGGGCUGGAAAACGUGUCAUUGUUUUUUGGUCCACAUACAUGUUCAGGCCACGCACGCAUAGAUAAACGAGGGACUCGUGCAUUAGUUGCCACCAUACCUUACGCGGAACUGGAGGCUCAUUCAUUUCCCCAUCUGUCUUGAGUUUGCUAGCUUAUGUGGUAGCUUGCUAACGUGUUUACGCGUGCCGUGACAAAACAUUCCGCUUUCAUGGUGGCCAGAGUUGUAUUGCCCCACUUGUAACGUGAGCGUCCUGUUAAGUGUAUGUGGUUUUGACUUUUUUUUACUUUAUAUUUGCUUCACAUAUUAAACUGAAGCAUAGUUGAACCAGGGUCGACAUCGCAAACUCGUGUGCAGCACUACAGUGUUUACUAAUAACUUGAGCUCCGUCAGCUGAUUCCACUUGGACCAGGACUCAGCCAUCCAGCACACCAUGUCAGAGCUGUACAUUCGGGUGGCUGAGGAUGAAAACGAAGAGCCAAUGGAGAUCCCCUCAGAGGACGACGGUACCGUUCUUCUGUCUUCGGUGGCCGCACAGUUCCCAGGGGCUUGCGGGCUGCGCUACAGGAACCCGGAGUCCCAGUGCAUGAGGGGGGUCCGGCUGGUGGAGGGAGUCCUGCACGCGCCCGAGAAUGACUGGGGGAACCUGGUCUAUGUCGUCAACUACCCAAAAGAUAACAAGAGGAAGAUGGAUGAAAUCGAUGCUGCGUCAGCUGUGAAAAUUAAAAGAGGCUUUCAGAAGACGUCAGAUCUCAUUGUCCUCGGGUUGCCGUGGAAAACAACUGAGCAAGACCUAAAAGAUUACUUUAGUACCUUUGGGGAGGUCAUCAUGGUGCAGGUAAAGAGAGAUGCAAAAACGGGCAACUCAAAAGGGUUUGGGUUUGUACGGUUCACUGAUUAUGAGACACAAACUAAAGUCAUCGCACAGAGACACAUGAUUGAUGGCCGAUGGUGUGACUGCAAACUUCCAAAUUCAAAGGCGUGUCCUGAUGAGCCCAUGCGGAGCCGUAAAAUCUUUGUUGGCCGCUGCACAGAGGACAUGACAACCGACGACUUGAGGCAGUACUUCAUGCAGUACGGUGAAGUCACAGAUGUCUUCAUCCCCAAACCUUUCCGGGCAUUUGCAUUCGUCACGUUUGCUGAUGAUCAGGUCGCUCAGGCUCUGUGCGGAGAGGACUUAAUCGUCAAGGGUGUCAGCGUGCACAUCUCCAACGCUGAGCCCAAACACAAUAAUAGUAGGCAAAUGAUGGAUCGUGCACGGUUCGGGGCCGGGGGGUUCAGUCAGGGGUACGGCGGGAAUCGCGGCGGGCUCGGCAGCGGUAGUGGCGGGGUUAACUUUGGCGCUCUGGGCCUAAACCCAGCGAUGGUGGCGGCUGCCCAGGCGGCCCUGCAGAGCAGCUGGGGAAUGAUGGGCAUGCUGGCUAACCAGCAGGGCCUGACCACGACGGCGGGCACGGCCACCACAACCCGAGAUCAGACCUAUAGCUCCAACAGCACCAGUUACAGCAGCCCCAGCUCAGCUAGCCUGGGCUGGGCUGCCGGCACUAACGCCCCCUCCAGCAGCGGGUUCAGCUCCGGCUUUGGCACGUCUAUGGAGUCUAAGUCCUCUAGUUGGGGAAUGUAGACGAGUUAACGUUUUCAGUUGCUGUUAGGCUAAUCUGGUAAGUAUACUCACAAGGGGCCGUGGGGUGGGGGUCAUUAAAAAGAAAUGACACUGCCUUUUAUUUUAUUAAAGAGAAGAUUUAUACUUGUGUGACUGACUGUGGAGUCAAGCACUGAAUGGGUGGAAAGUUAUGUUUGUAAGUGGGUCUGCCACAUAUUGUUUAGUUUGUGAGAAUAAGAUGACUGUGCAUGCACCAUAAUAAUUUAUAAACGUGCACGAGCAUCUUGAGAUCCCCCACAGCCCACUGUUCAAUGGGCCUUAUAUGAUUAUGUAUAUAUCCACGUGCAUUUUAUUGUAUCCCUUUUGUUUGUUUGUUUUCCAUCUUUUGGAAACGCCUUCAUAAAAGUCUCUUCUGCAGUUCACCAACUCUUUCGCAAUUUCCCGGUAGGAAUCUCAUCAUUGGCGGCAAUGUUCGGCCGAUCUCAGUAUCAGUUCCCCUCCUCCAAUGUGUAAAAUGCUUUGUCGUCCAAGAACAGAGCUUCACUCUGCAUAUACUGUGUUAGACGGUGGGUGUUGUCUUUUUUUUUCCUCUCCCCUAUUUUUUUCGGGAUAUAGUAAUCUUGUCUGCCGUUUGUCGCUUCUCGAGCUCGAUGAAUGGAAUUGGUGAUGGACCGAGUGAAAGUGAGCGAACGGGAGAGCAAAAUGAAAGAAAGCAAGUGUGAGAAGAACUGUUUGUCCAAGUUUUUUUUUUUCCUUAAAAAGACAAAUGCCUGCGAGAGUUGAGAAGAACCUGUGGCUUUGUGCGUGUGUGAGGAAGAAGCACGUACGAGUGUGUUCCCGGUGACCAUCACAAGGACAUUUCUUGCAUCUCGAGAUCCCUAAGCUCUUUGCUUUCUCACGCCAUUUUCUAUCAACCUUAAUUCUUUCAAAAUCACAGUGAAAUUCAAAGUGCUAAGAGUAUCUGUAUCCUUUUGUAGCUCUUUUCUUGCUUUCUGAAACGAUGUGAAUGCUGCGUUUGGUUGUGUGCUUUAGUUUCUUCUUGUUAACCACCCUCUGUGUGUGAAAAUGUGACUUUGUGUUAGUGAAGUCUGUGGGGGAGGGGGGCAAUGAAAGUGGAGAUUGAAAGAAGUUGAGAUGCUGAAUGUUUGACAAGUUUCCAUUUAGAAGUUUGUUUGAAGUGGUUACGAAUGCAUUUUCUAUGUUUUGUGAAUCAAAGGAAAGUCUGAAAUAAAAGUGAAUUUGACUAGGUAUAAUACCUUCUUGACAGUGACUUGUUUUUGACUUCACAUUAAUUGAACUGCCAACACUUUAAUUCACAUGUAUAGGGGCAGCGGACAUGGAAAGCCCAGGUUAUCGUCUGAGC
Menidia menidia (Atlantic silverside) is the source of this 3302-nucleotide messenger RNA. NCBI's taxonomy places the organism in Eukaryota, Metazoa, Chordata, Actinopteri, Atheriniformes, Atherinopsidae. The record is from the annotation of a GenBank genome assembly.